Coniophora puteana RWD-64-598 SS2 is the source of this 1199-nucleotide messenger RNA. RefSeq lists its product as uncharacterized. The record is from RefSeq and is a predicted model, not a curated record. NCBI's taxonomy places the organism in Eukaryota, Fungi, Basidiomycota, Agaricomycetes, Boletales, Coniophoraceae. The transcript is spliced from 8 exons. The coding region runs from base 165 to 1115 and encodes 316 amino acids.
GUGUCCGGCACCUAGGCGCCGGCGGAUAUGGCGUCUUCGCAGACGCCUUGUUUUUAGUUCAUAAACACUCGCGGCAGGCCGCGCACAGCGCUCUUCUCUGCCCUCCCUCCCCCCUCCACCUCAGCUCAUCCCUACGCGGGGGCUCACCGGUACGCUGGAGGGCGAUGGCACCAAUCCCGCUGACGAACACCGUCAUCGCCUCGCUCGCGCUCACGAGCGCGCUCUGGGGCAUCUUCUUCCUCCUCUCGAUCGCGUCGACGUACUACCUCCUCUCGCGCCGCCGCGAGACCGCGCACGGCGACCUGCAGUCCCGCAAGACGGAGAAACGGCUGGGCCUGCUGCUCGUUGCGUCGGGGUGCAUAUUCACGUUCGUCACUGGGCACUGGAUCAUGACGAUAUACAUCUUCUUCCACGCGUUCGCGAUCUACGAGGGCGGCACGAAUCCGAUGGGCUACUACACGCAUGCGGGGGAGCGCGCCGAGGGCGCACAGACGGCGUUCCUGCUCGCUACGUUGAUCACAGUCGACGCUAUCCUGAUAUACAGGCUCUGGAUGGUCUGGAACCGGCACUUUCUCGUGAUCGUCUUACCGUGCAUGUCGCUCGUCGGUCUCAUCGUCACCGGUGGAUUUCAGACGUACGAGUUUGCCUCCGCGAGCAUCGCGGGGAACGAGUUCGACCCAGUCGUCGCUCGGUGGAUUCUGGCGGUCUGUUCUUUUAUAUUAACUACAAACGUCUACUGCACAACCAUGAUCGUCUACAGAAUAUGGAGCACCAAAAGGGACACCGUUAAAGCAGGAAGCAUUGGCGAAAACUCGGUCUACGCCGUCCACACAUUCAUCGAGAGCUCCGCCAUAUACGCGAUAUGGACGAUCUUCUACUUCAUCGUAUACGCCGCCGGCUCCAACCUGAACGCGAUGGGAACAGACUGCCACGCGAUCGUCGCGGGCAUCUCGUUCAUGCUGAACAACGCGCGCGUCGGGUUCGCGAGAGACAGGAGCGAUCGGAGGGAGCAGCAGCAGCUGGCGGAUAUCGCGCCGAGUAUGCAUUUUAGUGCGGUUUUUCCGCCGGACUCUGUGUCGGAGGAUGUGUCGAUAGGGAGUCGACGGUUACGAUAACGAUGACUGAAGAUCUGACCUGUAGCAACGAUUGUAACGUUUAUAGCUCGAGGCUGUUCGAGCUCAUGCAAUACUAGAAGCACC